Messenger RNA from Exophiala aquamarina CBS 119918, 2295 nucleotides. RefSeq lists its product as uncharacterized. NCBI's taxonomy places the organism in Eukaryota, Fungi, Ascomycota, Eurotiomycetes, Chaetothyriales, Herpotrichiellaceae. Bases 1 to 2295 code for a protein of 764 amino acids. The record is from RefSeq and is a predicted model, not a curated record. The transcript has 2 exons. Gene Ontology annotation, biological process: cytoplasm to vacuole targeting by the Cvt pathway; Golgi organization; autophagy. Gene Ontology annotation, cellular component: cis-Golgi network; membrane; COG complex.
AUGGCCUUCCAGAUGAACAUGAGUGAUCCACAAGAUGCCACCCUAGCACGACUCGAGAGUGCCGGGAACGAAGUCGAUCUUCUCAAAUUGUCCGGUGACAUAGAUGAAGACUUGCUGGACGCCAGUCUAGAUGAAUACCAGAAUUACCUUGAUCAAUUGGAUACCGCGCGUUCCCAUCUCGACUCCCUUUUGGCAGACACCGCUGCAGUACUCGACGAACUAUCCGAAAUCUCUGCCUCUUUCAAAGACAUCGAUGUCCAGACGAAGAGCUUCCGAAAACAGUCUGCCAAUAUCCUUGAAGAACAGCGCAAGAAUGACUCGGUGGCACAGAAUAUCGCCGACAAUUUACGCUUCUACGAACCCUUGGAACGAAUCACGAGAAGACUCAAUGCCCCUGGGGCUGGAGCCUUUGUCCGAAGCAAAGAUUUCUCCGAUAUGCUUGUUACUCUGGAUGAAUGCAUAGACUACAUGCAGACGCACACAAGUCACAAAGAAGCCGAGAAUUUCCGGUCACGCUACCGACUGCUACUUACACGAGCUCUGACUCUGGUUCGGAAUACGUUCAUGGCUGGAGUCAGAGAGACCACAACGGAGGUCGCAGGGAGGAUCGCGGCGAAACAACUCAAUGAUACAACGAUGUCGGCUCUGCUAUACGCCAAGUUCCGAGUAGGGGCGGCAGAAAUGAAAGAACUCGGUCUGGAAAUUCAAAAGCGUGCGAAUCCUCCAGCAGAGGCUGAACCGGGCACGGAAGGAGAAUAUCAGAGCCUCAUGAACGAAUUGCACGCCAGUUUUGCCGCAUGUCGAGCAAGAUUGAUACUCCCAAUAGUACAACGUCGACUCACCGAGAUCGGACAAGCCCCCAGUUCCAAGGAUCUGGUCCAACUUGCGCGCUCCAGUAUUAGUUAUAUCCGUGGUAUGUGCUUGGACGAGUUUGAGCUCUGGGGCGAAUGGUUUCACGGCUACCGAGGGGUCUAUGAAUUUCUCGAGUCAGUGUGUGAGCCACUUUACGACCAUCUUCGCCCACGUAUCAUUCAUGAGAACAAGUUAUCGAAGCUCUGUUCUCUUGUGACGCUGCUGCAGACUAGAUACCUCCACGACGAAGAAGAAGAUGGCCCUGUUGACAUGAAUCAACUCGACUUCUCCUCCUUGAUCCAGCCAGCUUUAGAGGAUGCACAGACCCGACUGCUCUUCCGUGCACAGGCAAUUCUACGAGAUGAGAUUGAGAAUUUCAAGCCGAAGCCUGACGACCUCGACUAUCCACGACGCACUUCACGGCCACCAACUGCAAGCACGCCUCUUUCUGGCCGCCGCAGGUCACGAGAUCCAAUAACCCGAAAAACGCCGGAGUUUGUCGAUGAAGACUCAGGCGACGAAGGUGCCUUUUCCUGGACCAUUGCAUCUCGCCGUACUGCACUUCAAAACUGCUAUCCCACGCUUGCAAAAGCCAUACAACUUCUGUCAAGGAUAUACAGACUGGUCAACUCUUCCGUCUUUGACGAUCUCGCUCAUCAAAUCGUACAUCAAACAACGAUCUCUUUACAUUCUGCUUCCCUGCAAAUAUCUUCCAAGUCCUCUCCUGCCGAUGGACAGCUCUUCUUACUGCGAAGCCUUCUUCUUCUGAAGUCCCAAAUCGUCGCCUUUGACAUUGAAUACGUCACGCCUGAUGUUUCGUUCGAUUUUUCGGGCGUCGCUAGCACUUUCUACGAGCUACGCGAACGCGGCGGGCUGUUUAACCCGAGGAGUUGGGUGAAACUUUUCAGCACGGGCGGUUUGUUACCUCGGGUCGUCGAAAACAUGCUGGAUGCGAAAGUCGAGCUGGAUGGACGUCUUCGAACGGUGAUCAAUGACUUCACAGCAGGGUUCGCCAACGAUAUGACAAAGGAAUUACCAAGGGAUGUGGAGAAAUCGAGUGUCAAGAUUGAACACUUGGACAAGGCGGUUUCAACCACGCGCAAGAACGUUGAGAAAGAAAUUCCCAUCCUUCGAGCGAAGCUGGAGCAAUAUAUCGACGAUAUUCGUACCCGAGAAACCCUUGUCGCUGCCGUCGAAGAUCAGGUCGUCCAAAUCUAUGAAUCUUUCUUCGAUGGAUAUGUCUGGCGGCUGGGCGGGAAUCGCAAGAUCAAUGGUACGACUCAAAUCUCCCGCAAGGGUAAGGGCCCAGAGAAUGCUGUAUGGGAUAUCGAUACGUUUGCGGAGUGGGCAGAGGGCCUUUUCAAUGUCGCAUUGCCAAAUGUCGAGGAUGAUACGGCGAGCAAUGCCGUCAGUCGGAGUUUAUCGAGAAGUGGUAGUCUGUGA